Molecule: messenger RNA, 696 nt
Organism: Plasmodium malariae
Lineage: Eukaryota; Apicomplexa; Aconoidasida; Haemosporida; Plasmodiidae
Product: Plasmodium exported protein, unknown function
Exons: 2
Coding region: 1-696 (231 amino acids)
Source: RefSeq, a predicted model, not a curated record
AUGAUAAAGAAAAAUUAUAAUUUAAAUUGCGCUGUUCAUUUAGGGAAUAUUAUAAAAAGAGAUAACUGUUUAGUACCAGCACAUAUGCCUUUGGAUGAGCAAAUCAAUUUAGGUAACAUAUCAUUAUGUUUUAAAACGGACAGAAUAUUAGCAACAAAUGAAGAGAAAUCUAAAGAAAUAAAAAAAGAAUUAACAAAAAGCGGAGAUGAAAAGAACGAAGAAAUAAAUAGUGAAAUAAAAGAAAAAAAUCAUUUGGGAAGUAAAGAAUCAAAAGUAACGUCAUUAUUAUGUGAUUCAAAUAUUUAUGAGUUAACCCAAAAAUAUAUAUGUGCUCCAUGGAAACGUGGUUUUAGAACAGCAGAUUCUUUUUUUGAAAAGAAAAUAUUGGAUGUCUUGAAAUCGGGAAGUAAAAAUAUUAAGGACAGUAUAAAUAGUAAUGGGAAUUUAUUAAAUAAUGUAAAAUUUUUACAGAAUUAUGCACUUUUUUUUUCACAGGUUAUAAUAAAUUUGGUAUCAAAUAAACUUUUCCUAUCAGGACAUUAUAAUGCAUCUUAUUUAUUAUCAACUAUAUGUACUAUAUUUUAUUUUUAUAGCCUUUUAAAAUUACAAAAUAAUAUAAUGGAUAAAACUCCUAGGUUUGAACGAUGUAACAAUGAAAAACGAUGUCGUAAAUAUGAGCGCGAACAGAUUGUUUAA